Messenger RNA from Rhodamnia argentea, 484 nucleotides. RefSeq lists its product as uncharacterized. The transcript has 2 exons. Lineage: Eukaryota; Viridiplantae; Streptophyta; Magnoliopsida; Myrtales; Myrtaceae. The record is from RefSeq and is a predicted model, not a curated record. The annotation marks the transcript as partial.
CCGGAGCUGUGCGUGUCGGGCAAGUCCUGCAAAACGGAUGUGACAAGUACUGGCGGUGGAUCGUCGGACACGACAUUGACAUCCUCGGGCAAGAAGAGUAGCAAGCUCCCUGCGAUUCUUGGUGGCACGAUUCCCGCUUUCUUCAUCUUCUGGAUUAUUGUUGGGGUCGCGAUUGUCCUACACCAGCAGCGUAAAAGAGCAGCUAUCGCUUCAAUGACUGCAGGGCAAACAGGAGGAGCGAACACGGGUAAUGGUGGACCGCAGGCAAUGGCAGACAAUGGCCAGAUGGGAGGGAAAUUAGGGCAAGUAGCAAUGAAUGAGUUCAGAGUCAACAUGGAGCAACAAGUGAGCAACGAAAUCAGCGAGUUGAUCCAUGAGCAAGUUCAAGACAAUGACAACCGUGGCAUCCGAAACAACUGAAUUUAAAUCCAUUUUUCUUUACCAGUUCAGUAAUAGUGCUCGUUCCAUUUUUUUCGUCAUUGUU